Belonocnema kinseyi is the source of this 962-nucleotide messenger RNA. Its product is annotated as zinc finger protein 845-like. Lineage: Eukaryota; Metazoa; Arthropoda; Insecta; Hymenoptera; Cynipidae. Gene Ontology annotation, cellular component: chromosome. The transcript is spliced from 2 exons. The coding region runs from base 5 to 730 and encodes 241 amino acids. Gene Ontology annotation, molecular function: chromatin insulator sequence binding. The record is from RefSeq and is a predicted model, not a curated record. Gene Ontology annotation, biological process: regulation of transcription by RNA polymerase II.
UUUAAUGUUGUGUACAGCUGUAACGAAAAAAGGUAGAGGAAGACCAAGGCGUGAUGCUCAAAAACCAUGUAAGAGAACAGGAAGACCAUGUAUGGGUCCAUAUAUAUGUGAAACAUGUCAAGUUAUUUUUAAAUAUAAAGCUGAUUUUUCAAGACACCAGAAAGAACAUGGUCUGCAGCCUACAUCUGAAAAAAAUAUAUCAAGUGAAAAUCCUUUUGUAAAUAAGUCUGAAACCAUAGUUCGGACUUUCCCUGCAGAAUAUUUUAAAGAAGAAAAUAUAGAUAUCAAGGAAGAAAUCAUUGAAGGUUCAGAGAGUACUUUGCAAAAUAUUGUAGAAGAACAAGACAACCAAGAGUGCACGUGGACCAUUAAAAAAUCAAAGAAGAGGGCCCACAGAAAAUACAAGUGUGGAAAAUGCGAAAAACUCUUUCAACGAGAACGUAAUUUACGUCAACAUCAGCAUCUUGAACACGACAGACUCCCUUUUCCUCUUUGCGAUACAUCAUUAUGCGUUUUCUGUGGUAACAUGCCGAAACCCAAGAAUAUUAUUCUUCGCCAAUCAAGACGUAAAGUGUCCAUAUGCUACAAUGAAAACCCAAAAUCAAACUAUAAAUGCAAAGAUUGUGGAAAAAUUAAUGAUUAUAAACGUUCUAUUUGUUUGAUUUGUGGCUAUAUAGCGAACUAUAAAAUAAAUGUAUCACACCAUAUUAAGGCUCACCAUAUUAAGUAAUGAUAUGUACAAAACUUCGAGCCUUGAUAUCAUAUCAUAUUACAGUAGAUUCUCACAAAGCGCCCGGUGUGUGUAACCGAGGUCCUCACCAAGCGCCUGCUUGCUUAAGUCACGCCCUUAAGACUUGGCAGAAAAUUAUCUGUGACAUGUAUUCUCUCGAAUUAUAGUCUUGCGCAGACGCGAUUAAUCCACGCUUAAGGCGCUUACCGAAUUUAAAGGUGGUGGAAGGGAG